This is a messenger RNA of Salvelinus sp. IW2-2015, 8067 nucleotides long. The record is from RefSeq and is a predicted model, not a curated record. Lineage: Eukaryota; Metazoa; Chordata; Actinopteri; Salmoniformes; Salmonidae.
CACACACACACAGACAGUUUACGUCAAUGCGGUACCGAAAAUACUUAUUUGGUACAUCUACACUGAUAAAUAGGAAUAUUGUCAUUCAUGCAAAAGUGCUGCACUAUGGCUUGGUAGCACCUUGCAGCACAACAUGGGGAUCGGGACUCAGCUCUUGCUCCUGCUCUGGAAGAACAUCACUUACCGCAGGAGGAACAAGGUCCAGUUGAUUAUCGAGCUGGUCUGGCCUCUGUUCCUCUUCCUCAUCCUCAUCUCAGUGCGUCACUCUCAUCCUCCCUACAAACAGAGCCAAUGUCAUUUCCCCAACAAGGCACUUCCCUCAGCAGGCACCCUGCCAUGGGUUCAGGGGAUCAUCUGCAACAUCAACAACCCCUGCUUCCACAACCCCACUCAGGGGGAGACCCCAGGCCGGGUGGGCAACUUUGACAACUCCAUACUCUCUCGACUCUUAGUGGACUCGCAGACAAUCCUGUCCUACAGUGGCAACCAGACAGCCUUCUCUGGCUUUCAGGACCUUCUAGAUACUAUACGGAGACUUGGAGAGAGGCCAGGCGCCUGGCCAAAUCUUCCUGUGGGAGAAUACCUGCGAGCCAAUCAGACCUUCUCCAACUUUCUCCUGACCAAUGGCAGCCUGUCUCCCUCUGCCCUAGACCAGCUGUUCAGGGCUCGCCUGAACUUUCAGGUGGUGUCUCUGGCAGGCACUGGGGUGAUGCUGAAGGACAUUGUGUGCAAUGCCACUGUGCUGAGCCAGUUCCUCACUGUAGAUCAAGAGGAUUCUAUGGCGGAGCUGCAGAGCCAGCUCUGUGCCAUCCCAGCCGACACCCUGCAGCAAGCAGAGCAGCUCUUCCUCUCCCAGCUGGACUUCAGCAAGUUCUUCACGAGAGACAGACUGAGGGCCAACGCCGGUGACCUCCGGGUCAUCAGUCAAGCGGUCACCUCCGUGUCCAAGGAGUUGGCAGUACUCAUGGAUGACCUGUCCUCUCUCGCUAGCUUUAGGGAGUUGAACUCGGAGCUGCGUCUGCUCUCGCCAGAGAACCGUUCGACCCUGCCACGGGAGAGCUUCAGGGCCUUCUCCAGGAUUAUGUGUGGCCACCCUGAGGUGGGCGGCGAGAGGAUCCCUUCACUCAACUGGUACGAGGACAACGACAUCAAGUCCUUCCUGGGCAAGAACGGCACUGAGGACAACGACAUGGACAAGGACAACGUCACCACCCCGUACUGUAAAAGCUUGAUCCAGAGCCUGGAGUCCAACCCACUGUCUCGCAUCGUGUGGCGAGGGAUCAAGCCCCUGUUUAUUGGCAAACUGCUGUACACACCAGACACCCCUGCCGUACGCGAUGUCAUGAAAGAGGUGAACAAGACCUUCCAGGACCUGCAGAUCCUAGAGGAGCUGAAUGGUGCCUGGAUGGAGGUGGCACCUGGUAUCAAGACCUACAUGGAGAGUAGUGUGGAGAUACAGCUGCUGCAGGAUCUGCUGAGGCGGCCGGAGGUGGCCGUGUUGGUUAAUCUGCAGCUGGAGAACACUUCCUGGACAGCCAAGCGCAUUGCCCGCUUCUUGUCCACGCCCAAUGAACCCAGGAAAGAAGGAGCGCCCCCUACCUGGCUGGACGUGUACUCCGACCUAAACAACACCAUCACCACUCUGGCUCAAGUUACCCAGUGUUUCUCCCUGAACAAGCUGGAGGGUGCUGCCACAGAGGGACAGAUGAUUGACAGGGCCUUGGAGCUGCUGGAAGAGAGAGAGUUCUGGGCUGGGAUAGUGUUCCUCCUUCCCAACACGUCUUUACCCGGUCUGCCCCCUCAUGUCACCUACAAGAUCCGCAUGGACAUCGACGAUGUCGCACGCACCAACAAGAUCAAGGACAGGUUCUGGGACCCGGGCCCAGCAGCGGACCCCUUCAGUGACAUGCGCUACAUCUGGGGGGGCUUUGUGUACGUACAGGACCUGGUGGAGAGAGCUGUGGCCCGUGUGCUGAGUGGUGUGGAGCAGUACACUGGCCUCUACAUCCAGCAGAUGCCCUACCCCUGCUACGUGGAUGACGUUUUCCUACGCGUGCUGAACCGCUCGCUGCCCCUAUUCAUGACGCUGGCGUGGAUCUACUCGGUGGCCAUGAUCAUCAAGGGCGUGGUGUACGAAAAGGAGGCGCGGCUCAAGGAGACCAUGAGGAUCAUGGGGCUUGGUACAGGCCAGCUGUGGGUCAGCUGGUUCAUCAGCAGCCUGGUGCCCUUCCUGGUCAGCGCCGGYCUCCUCAUUGCUCUGCUCAAGUGGGGGGACAUCCUGCCCUACAGCAACCCGGCUGUGGUGUUCUUCUUCCUGACGGCCUUCGCUACGGCCACCAUCAUGCAGUGUUUCCUCAUCAGCACAUUCUUCUCCCGGGCCAACCUGGCAGCCGCCUGCGGAGGCCUCAUCUACUUCGCCCUCUACCUGCCAUAUGUGCUGUGUGUGGCCUGGAGAGACCACCUCACCACCACACACCGUGUCCUAGCAAGUCUGUUUUCUCCUGUGGCCUUUGGCUUUGGCUGUGAGUAUUUCUCCCAGUACGAGGAACAAGGAGUGGGCAUACAGUGGUUCAACCUGCACUCCAGCCCCAUGGAGGGAGACACCUACAAUUUCACCACUUCCAUAAUCAUGCUGCAUAUCGAUGCAUGUAUCUACGCUCUGGCCACCUGGUACAUUGAAGCUGUUUUCCCAGGUGAAUAUGGGGUGCCCAGGCCAUGGAACUUCGUGUUCAGUUUGAACUAUUGGGGAGGAAUUCCUCUAGAGGCCGGCAUGCCCAUCCCUCCGGCUCCCAGGGGACAGGGAGGAGAUCGCAUCGAAGCCGACCCCUCUCACCUCAUACUCGGUGUGGCCAUCCGCAACCUGGUCAAAAUCUACAAGCAAGGUGCCAAGCUGGCGGUCAACCACCUCAAUCUCAAGUUCUAUGAAGGGCAGAUCACCUCUUUCCUGGGGCACAACGGUGCUGGGAAAACAACCACCAUGUCUAUCCUGACGGGUCUGUUUCCCCCCACGGCUGGGACUGUGUACAUUAAGGGCAUGGACAUCCGCACUGACAUGGACAUCAUCAGGAAGACCCUGGGAGUGUGUCCUCAGCACAAUGUCCUUUUUGACAUUCUGACCGUAGAGGAGCAUGUGUGGUUCUAUGGUCGUCUGAAGGGCCUAUCAGGCGAUGAGGUGAGGAAGGAGUUGGACACUCUCCUGGAGGAUGUGGGCCUGCUGCACAAACGCCACGAACAGACCAGGAACCUGUCUGGUGGUAUGCAGAGGAAGCUGUCGGUGGCCAUAGCAUUUGUGGGGGGUUCGAAGGUGGUGGUCCUGGAUGAGCCCACAGCUGGGGUGGACCCAUACUCCCGUCGAGGCAUUUGGGACCUGCUGCUCAAGUACCGCAAAGAUUGCACCAUCAUCCUCUCCACCCACUACAUGGAUGAGGCUGACCUUCUCGGAGACCGCAUAGCCAUCAUCUCCCAGGGGAAGCUGUGCUGCUGCGGCUCCCCCCUCUUCCUCAAGGCCAAGCUGGGGAUGGGCUACUACCUCACCGUCGUCAAGAAGGAGGGACUGGAUACUCGAACCCCCAGUAGUGCCAGCGCUACCAAACUGCCCCCUGCCACAAAGGACAGCGACUCCUCCAUGAGUGACGACACAGGUCUGGGCAGUGAUGUUAGCGGCUCAGACCUGGCUGCCCUGUUGACCCUGGCACAGCGUCACAUCCCCGGGGCGCGGCUGGUGGAGGACGUGGGGCGUGAGGCGGUCAUCAACCUGCCCCAGAAGUCGGCAGAGGACAGCAGUCUGGCCAUCUUCCUCACAGAGCUUGACAGGAGGCAGGCUGAUCUGGGCAUCACCAGCUACGGCCUGUCUGACACCACCCUGGAGGAGAUCUUUCUGAGAGUGGCUGAGGAGACAGGGGUGGACGUGGACCCAGAGGACAGCCCAGGACAAGCCGACACACCCCAUGGGCAGGGUCAAGGACAGGGCUUGUCUGGAGAGCCAUCUGAGGAUCCAGAGCCCCAGGAGACAGACCUGCUGAGUGGGGAUGGCCAUGGCGGUGUCCCUCUGACCGGUUGGGGUUUGACGUGGCAGCAGUUGCGUGCGCUCUUCAUCAAGAGGUGGCUGUAUGCCCUCCGCAGUCGCAGGGGCUUUUUCGCUCAGAUYGUGCUGCCUGCUGUGUUUGUGUUGAUCGCUCUCCUUUUCAGCCUCAUCGUCCCUCCGUUCGGAAAGUACCCCUCGCUCCAGCUACAGCCCUGGAUGUACGGGGAACAGUACACCUUCUUCAGCAACGAUGCCCCUGGGGAUCCUGCCAUUCAGAAUCUGCUGGAUGCCCUUCUGGACCGGCCUGGAUUUGGAACCAAGUGCAUGGAAAACAGCACGGAUCCUCAGUGUUUGCAGGAGGAGGAAGGCAUGUUCAUGAGGCCCCAGAUUCUCUACUCCACCUGGCAGCUCUUCAACAGGGGCAACUGGACUGCAGACAAGCCAUCUCCUGACUGUGAGUGCAGCUCUGAGGAGGUCCGCAGGAUGCUACCAGAAUGCCCCGAAGGAGCCGGAGGCAUCCCCCCUCCACAGGUCCAGAGAUUGACAGGGGAUAUCCUGCAGAAUAUGACCGGCCGCAAUAUCUCGGACUACCUGGUCAAGACUUACCCUCAGAUAAUGAAGAAAAGCCUAACUUCAGCCACUAAGAAGUGGAUCAAUGAAUUCAGAUAUGGGGGCUUCUCUCUGGGGGGCAGAGGUACUCAGGCUGUCCCACAGGCCUACCAAAUGGAGGACUCAGUCAUGUCUAUACGAUCACGUUACAAAGUGGCACAGAAUAGCUCAUUGGAUCAGCUCCUGGGUCGCCUACCAGAGUUUCUGGGUGGACUGAAUAGUCAGAACAAUGUUAAGGUGUGGUAUAACAACAAGGGUUGGCACGCCAUGGCAUCGUUUGUCAAUGUCAUGAACAAUGGCCUGCUCCGUGCCAGCCUGCCCCCAGGGCCAGAGCGAAUGAAGUAUGGCAUAACCGUCUAUAACCACCCUCUCAACCUCACCAAGGAACAGCUCACUGAAAUUGCCAUGAUGACCACCUCAGUAGAUGUUCUGGUGUCCAUCUGUGUGAUCUUCUCCAUGUCCUUUGUGCCGGCCAGCUUUGUGCUGUUUCUCAUCGAGGAGAGGGUCAGCAAAGCCAAGCACCUUCAGUUUGUCAGCGGAGUCCGGCCCAUUCUCUACUGGCUGGCUAACUUCACCUGGGACAUGCUGAACUAUACAGUCCCGGCCACUAUGGUGGUCCUGAUCUUCAUUUGCUUCCAGCAGCAGUCCUAUGUGUCUGAAACCAACCUCCCUGCUCUGGUCCUGUUGCUCUUGCUUUAUGGCUGGUCUAUCACUCCUCUCAUGUAUCCAGCCUCCUUCCUGUUCAGUGUCCCCAGCACUGCUUAUGUUGUCCUCACCUCAAUCAACCUCUUCAUCGGCAUCAACGGCAGCAUAGCCACCUUUGUCUUGGAGCUGUUCGUAGAUCAGCACUUGAACGAUAUCAACAAGAUCCUAAAGAAAGUCUUCCUGAUCUUCCCCCACUUCUGUCUGGGUCGAGGCCUCAUCGACAUGGCUAAGAACCAGGCUAUGUCGGACGCUUUCCAGAGACUGGGCGCAAAGCAGACCCUGGACCCCCUGGAAUGGGACUUUGUGGGGAAGAACUUGUUUGCCAUGGCUGUGGAGGGUGUUGUGUUCUUUCUCUUCACAAUACUGCUACAGUACAAAUUCUUUGUCAACUGCAGGCCCUGCUCUGAGCCUGAGUUGCCGCCUCUUGGCCCGGAGGACGAGGACAUCGCCAGGGAGAGAGAGAGAGUGAAGAGUGGGAAAGCCCAAGCCGAUAUACUCACCAUGAUGGACCUGAGUAAGGUGUACAAAGCUGGCAAGAAGCCAGCAGUAGAUCGUCUGUGUCUGGGUAUUCCUCGUGGAGAGUGCUUUGGCCUGCUGGGGGUAAAUGGGGCUGGGAAGACCUCCACGUUUCGCAUGCUGACUGGAGACACUGCGAUCACCUAUGGAGAAGCAUUUCUCAGUCAUCACAGUGUGCUGACGGAGAUGGAGCGGGUCCACCAGCUGAUGGGCUACUGCCCCCAGUUUGAUGCCAUCUGCGACCUGCUGACUGGCAGGGAGCACCUGGAGUUCUACGCUAGGCUCCGAGGGGUGCCAGAGGAGUCUGUGGCCAAGGUGGCUCAAUGGGGAGUGAAGAAGCUGGGGCUGACCCAGUACGCAGAGCGAGAGGCCGGAGGCUACAGUGGAGGCAACAAACGCAAACUCUCCACUGCUAUCUCCCUGAUCGGAGCUCCUCCUGUUAUAUUCCUGGAUGAGCCCACCACUGGCAUGGACCCCAAGGCCAAGAGAUUCCUGUGGAACUGCAUCCUGAGCGUCAUCAAGGAGGGAAGGGCCGUUGUUCUCACCUCCCACAGUAUGGAGGAAUGCGAAGCUCUCUGCACACGAAUGGCCAUCAUGGUGAACGGAAGGUUCCAGUGUCUGGGCUCCGUUCAGCACCUUAAGAACAGGUUCGGGGACGGCUACACGAUCGUCCUGCGCCUGUUGGGGACCAAGCCUCCCGAGGAUCCGUGCCCGGUGGACACCUACAUCAAGGGCUCCUUCCCGGGCAUCGAGCUAAAGGAGAGGCACCAGAACGUGCUGCAGUACCAGCUGCCCUCCCACUCCUGCUCCUUGGCGCGGGUCUUCGAUGUGCUUUCCAACAACCAUGAGGAGCUGGGCAUCGCCGACUACUCAGUGUCACAGACCACCCUGGAUCAGGUGUUUGUCAACUUUGCCAAAGAGCAGAGCGAUGACGACCUGCUGAGGGAAGUGACAGUCAACGGUGGGACACCAGCACCUCAACCCAGAAGAGCGGCCCAGCCCACCCAACCAGGGCAGACAGCCAAACCAGCUCAAACAACCAAGCCUCCCCAGUCUGUCAAGUCCUCAGACGGCAGACCCAGAGAGACCAAGCCAAACGGGGUCACGGACAGUGGCAUGGCGAUGACAAGCAGGCCACAGGAGAGGCCCCAGUCGAGCAGGGGAGAGAGCAGGAGAGAGUUAAGUAGUCGGAGGUCAAGCAAAGAAUCGUCCGCCAACGGAUCCAAGGGCACAAGGGAGACUUCAGGCAAUAAGGAUCCGACCAGUCUGUUCCUAGUGGGUAGCAGCACACAAGACAGCAGUGUGUAAAGUUAUUGGGGAACAGCCCCCUUAAUGGACAGACCGGGAGCGCUGUGCCCUCUAGGAGAGGGGGGAAAGUACUACCGGAUAGCUCCUCUAAUUUCUGGGUGUGGUGCCUUGUUCAUUCUCCAUCACAGCUAUACUGUAGUGCUCCAAUACAUCCAAACGAAUUGUAUUUACCUCCAAUUACAUACAUGCACUUUCAUUGGUCAGGUCUUUUGCUUAUUAUUUACUUUUUAUUUGUCAUUUCAAUUUCUAAAUGUUUUGAAAAUGAAUGAUGGAAUAGUGGUAUUCCUCAUGGGUCAAUCAUCUAGUCUUUCAAUAUUUUAGCAUUUGCAUUUUGCCUAAAGCACUUUAACUGAAAAAUGCUGCACAAAAUGAUUAUUACAUUAUCACUGAAGAUGUUCAGGGCAACAAAAUCAUCAAUAUCUUUUCACAUUGGUCUCAUGUUUUGCACAGAGAGAAAAAWAUAUAUUUUUCUGAUGUCCAGUCACGUUUAUUAUUUGAUGCUAAAAACAUGGUUUAUUUGCACUGGCACAACAUUGAGAUGUACAGUUACCAGACUGCAUACCAGACUCCAAACACUGCCUUCAUUAGGUAAACUGUUGUUUUUAUAUAGUUUUUUUAAUCUGUUUUUAAUUGGGCUCAUGUUAUACUGUAUGGAACUUGAAAAAAAAAAAUAUGUAGCUGUAAAUCCAAAGCAGUUUACUACUGAGCUGUACUGCAGUCUGACGUAUUGGAGAGAUACAAUAACUGAUAGGCAUGUGUAGAAUAUCUAUACAUACAAUUGAAUGUAUGGUCUUAUGAUGUACUAUAUUAUGCUUGAACAUUCAUACUUGAUUGUGUGUAUGAUUAUUUAUGUGUACAUACAACUAGAUGUAUACAGAACAUAUAGUAAUAAAUCUUUAAAUGGG